Coregonus sp. 'balchen' is the source of this 4827-nucleotide messenger RNA. NCBI's taxonomy places the organism in Eukaryota, Metazoa, Chordata, Actinopteri, Salmoniformes, Salmonidae. The record is from the annotation of a GenBank genome assembly.
ACUAUGCGUGGCCCCUGCCCAGUGCAUUGUGUCCUAUCUGGAUCUACCUGGAUGUUCUCUUCUCUACAGCCAGUAUAAUGCACCUGUGUGCUAUAUCUCUGGAUCGAUAUGUGGCCAUAAGAAAUCCUAUUGAGCACAGCCGCUUCAACUCCAGAACUAAAGCUAUGAUGAAGAUAGCAGCUGUAUGGACCAUAUCUAUAGGUAAGUGAGGGGAUGUGUGGGUGCAUGCGUCACACACACACACACACACACACACACACACACACACACACACACACACACACAGAGUACUCCUUUAGGAAAUGUUGAUGAAUAGUGGCAGAAGGAGACUUUGUUAAUUCCUCUUUUUCUGCCUACUCAUCUAGACCUCCUGGCUAUUUAGCUGUUUAUCCCUCCCUCUCUCUUUCCCUCCCUCUCUCUCUCCCUCCCUCUCUCUUUGUAAAGCAUGGUGGUAUUCCACAACUGUGUGAGACUGACACAGACAGGAUUCUCUCUCUUUCUCUCUCUCUCUCUCUCUCUCUGUCUCUCUCCCCUUCUCUCUUUGAGGAUGGAAAGAUAAGUAAUGUCAAUUGGUCUGGUAGACAGUCAUCAAGUAUUCUCACGGCUUGCCAGGGUAUUGUGAACCGUGGUGGCGCAGUGGUCUAAGCAGCGCACUCCGGCUCUGAGCAUCACGAGUUUGUGCCCAGUGCUGGGCAAUUGUUUUCCUUUUUUUUGUGUGAGCACUGAGGAAAGUUCUGGGGAGUAAAAAAAUAUAUAUAAUACAGUGCAUUCAGAAAGUAUUCAGACCCCUUGACCUUUUCUACAUUUUGUUACGUUACAGCCUUAUUCUAAAAUGGAUUAAAUUGUUUGUUUUUUCAUCAAUCUAAACACAAUAACCCAUAAUGACAAAGCAAAAACAGGUUUUAAGAAAUGUUUGCAAAUGUAUUUAAAAUAGAAAACGGAAAUAUCACAUUUACUUAAGUAUUCAGACUCUUUACUCAGUAUUUUGUUGAAGCACCUUAUGCAGCGAUUACAGCCUCGAGUCUUCUUCAGUAUGAUGCUACAAGCUUGGCACACCUGUAUUUGGGGAGUUUCUCCCAUUCUUCUCUGCAGAUCCUCUCAAGUUCUGUCAGGUUGGAUGGGGAGCGUUGCUGCACCGCUAUUUUCAGGUCUCUCCAGAGAUGUUAGAUUAGUUUCAUGUCCGGGCUCUGGCUGGGCCACUCAAGGACAUUCAGAGACUUGUCCCGAAGCUACUCCUGUGUUGUCUUGGCUGUGUGCUUAGGGUCGUUGUCCUGUUGGAAGGUGAACCUUUGCCCCAGUCUGAGGUCUUGAGCGCUCUGGAGACGGUUUUCAUCAAGAAUCUCUCUGUACUUUGCUCCUUCUCUAUUUCCUUCGAUCCUGACUAGUCUCACAGUCCCUGCCGCUGAAAAACAUCCCCACAGCAUGAUACUGCCACCACCAUGCUUCACCGUAGGGAUGGUUCCAGGUUUCCUCCAGACGUGACGCUUGGCAUUCAGGCCAAAGAGUUAAAUCUUGCUUUCAUCAGACCAAAGAAUCUUGUUUCUCAUGGUCUGAGAGUCCUUUAGGUGCCUUCCGUCUGGCCACUCUACCAUAAAGACCUGAUUGGUGGAGUGCUGCAGAGAUGGUUCUCCCAUCUUCACAGAGGAACUCUGGAGCUCUGUCAGAGUGACCAUCGGGUUCUUGGUCAUCUCCCUGACCAAGGCCCUUCUCCCCCGAUUGCUCAGUUUGGCCGGGUGGCCAGCUCUAAGAACAGUGUUGGUGGUUCAAACUUCUUCCAUUUAAGAAUGGUGGAGGCCACUGUGUUCUUGGGGACCUUCAAUGCUGCAGACAUUUUUUGGUAUCCUUCCCCAGAUCUGUGCCUCGACACAAUCCUGUCUCUGAGCUCUACGGACAAUUCCUUCGACCUCAUGGCUUGAUUUUGGCUCUGACAUGCACUGUCAACUGUGGGACCUUAUAUAGACAGGUGUGUGCCUUUCCAAAUCAUGUCCAAUCAAUUGAAUUUACCACAGGUGGACUCCAUUCAAGUUGUAGAAAUAUCUCAAGGAUGAUCAAUGGAGACAGGAUGCACCUGAGCUCAAUUUUGAGUCUCAUAGCAAAGGUUCUGAAUACUUAUGUAAAUGAGGUAUUUCUGUUUUUUAUUUUUAAUACAUUUGCAAAAUGUCUAAAAACCUGUUUUCUCUUUGUCAUUGUGGGGUAUUGUGUGUAGAUUGAUGAGGAAAAUAAUGUAACAAAAUGUAAUGUAACAAAAUGUGGAAGAAGUCAAGGGGUCUGAAUACUUUCCGAAUGCAGUUUCUUGACUGCUUGUUAAUAAUCACCUAAAUGAAAGCUUAAAUAUACCAGUUUUUGCUAAUAUAGACGGACCUCGUGGAAGACCGAAUUCAGCCCCCGGGGCAAAAUAAAUUUGACACCACUGGAUUAGAGGGAUGCGUGGAAUUACUAUUUUCUCUGUCUUUGUCUGUCUGUUAGUCUCUCUCUCUCUCUCUCUCUCUCUCUCUCUCUCUCUCUCUCUCUCUCUCUCUCUCUCUCUCUCUCUCUCUCUCUCUCUCUCUCUCUCUCUCUCUCUCUUCCUUUCUUUCUCUCUCUCUCUCUCUCUCUCUCUUUCUUUCUGUCUCUCUCUCUAUCCUUUUUCUUUCUCUCGCUUCUCUCUCUGUAUUCUUCUUUCAUCCUUCUCUCUACAUUUAAUGAUGGUUAUUAGGUCUUCAUCACACUCCUCCCUCCCACUCCUCUCUUUUUAUUUCCUUCUCUCAUCCCUAUUUUCUCUCGCUCGUUCUAUUUUUUCAUCCAUAUCUAGUCAUCGGCCUCCACAACAAGGACAAUUUCUUAAUCUCUCUCCUCGCCACAUCCUUUUAUUUAUCUCUCUCCUUCUCUAAGGAGUGUCCAUGCCUAAAACAUUAAUCAGCAUCCACAACAAGGAUAAAGUCUUCAUCUGUCUCUCCUUCUCUCAAACCCCCUUUUCUUUCUCUCCCCUCCCUCCUUCCCUACUUUUCUCCUAUCUCAUCCCUCUCUUUCUUUCUCUCCCUCUAUCUUAGGAGUGUCCAAUCCUAUCCCGGUCAUCAGCCUUUACAAGGACAAUGCCUUUAUCUGUCUCUCUCUGAUCUAUCUAUCUUCUUGUCUAAUCUCAUUCUCUUUCUCUCUCUCCUUCUACUAGGAGUGUCAAUGCCUAUCCCUGUCAUCGGCCUCCAUAACAAGGACAAGGUGUUUGUUGACGGAAGCUGUGUCCUCAACGAGGAGCGUUUCAUGCUGAUUGGCUCGUUCGUGGCCUUCUUCAUCCCAUUGGUCAUCAUGGUGGUAUCCUACUACCUAACCAUACAGGUCUGUCAGAGAGUGUUUUGAUUGGUUAGCCAUUUAAUGUUCUGUCUUUUGAUUGGCUAGCCAUGUAUUUGUCCCACCUCUGAUUGAAUCUCAUUGGUCUGUCAGAGAGGAAAUAUAACACAGGCCCAACUUUGUCGGCUACAACCACUAAGAUAGUGUUGUCAUUGUUUUGAUUUGCCAGAAAUGUAUUUCUUCAAUUUCCAAAACGUUAUUGUCCCUUUUUGAUAGGAAUGGAAAUGUGUCUUCGGCUUAAAAAGCAUGUGCUCAUACACAUAGCAAACACAGACAUAAGACAUAAGAACAGUAGGACAAAAUUUGACCACUGUAAUAUCACAUCCUGUCUGUCUUUCUCCAGGUCCUCCAGUGCCAGGCAACCGUCUUCCUCUACGAGGGGAAGACUCCCUCCCAUCAGCCACUACAGGCACCGCCCACUCCCUCAAACCACCGAUCCCCGGCCCCAAACGUCCAAGUCCCGCCCAUAAACAUUGAGGCUCCUCCUCCUAGCAGACAAGGGAGUCUGAAAUGCCUGAAAGGGGCAGAGCAUGUCCGGCAGACCAGCCUCCUAAGCACCUCCCCCUCAGAGAUCAUUAGCAUAAUUCCAAGUUCUGAGGUGGUGUCACAGCUGAGCUCGCCGACGGGGCGAGAUCCACGGGACAGUAUCGGGAGACGGGGGAUGAUACAGGCCAUCAAGAACGAGAGGCGGGCCUCCAAGGUGAGGACCAACUUUACACAUCUAUGAGCUUAUUUUCUGUUCUCGUCUCCUUCGCUUCUAGUCUCUUCCAUUUCAUUCCUUUCCAUUCUGUUCUAUUGCAUUCCAUAACCUUUUAUACACACUAAUCUUGUUCUAUGUUGUCUAUUCUACUCUGUUCUAUGUUCUAGGUUCUGAGGAUUGUGUUCUCUAAUCUAAUCUGUUCUAAUGUGUUCUAUGUUCUCUGUCCUAUUCUCUAGGUGCUGGGGAUCGUGUUCUUCCUCUUCCUGAUCAUGUGGUGUCCUUUUUUCAUCACCAACGUCACAUACGUCCUCUGCCAGGGUUCAUGCAACGAGCCGCUAUUGGCCGAACUCCUCAACGUCUUCGUAUGGGUGGGAUAUAUAUCCUCCGGAGUUAACCCUUUAGUGUAUACGUUGUUUAACAAGACAUAUAGAAGGGCGUUUUCCAGCUAUAUGCGUUGUCAGUAUAACACAGGGCCAAACGCCGGAGUUAGUAGUAAGUCGCUUGCAGUUACGACGAUGCAGUGUCCGUCACAUGCCGUCACACCCAUAUUUGGACAUAAUGGUGGGAAUGGGAAGAUGGGAAGUGUGGACCGGAAUAGUAACUGUCGGAAUGGUGGUGGAGGGGCCCGGGCGGAUGGGUAUGGGAUGAACAGAGGGGUGGAGCCUGACGACCCCACAGAUGACAGGAUGGGGAUGGAGAUGGAAUGUCCUGGGAUAAUGUCGGAAUUAAAACCCGGAAUGUCGGAGCUGAAGCUUUCUGUCGACAGCUUCUGCCACACCCACAUGGAGCGCACCAGCAGCGUC